UCCCCGGCCACCGCUGCCGGGGCUGGGAGUCAGCUGCCGCGGGACCCUUGUGCGCCGGGGCACCGCGGCCGAAAGUGGACUUGGGCUUGCAGUGGCCACUGGCUGGCGUUGGGGCCAGCCCUGCGCGGCUCGCGGAGCGGAGCGGAGCCGGCCGUGAGGCGGGCGGCGCCAGGUCGAGUGCUGGGCUCCCAGAGCGGGGAGGCUGCCCGCCCGCAGCUGCAGCCCCCGGAGCCUGCAACCGAGAGAGGGAUGUGUGCGCUCUGAGAUCCCCGGCAGCCCCGAACCCCAGCAGAGAGGAGCGAGGAUGGAUGAGCGAUGGUGGGAAGGACACCUGGCAUUGGAUAUCCACUCUACGCUCAGAGAAAAGGAACUAAAGCUGCCCGUCUACAAAGCCCAGUCCCCCCUCCUUGAGAGCCGAAGGUAUUUUGUCGACUUAGUUUCUGUCCUCAGCAACCACUGCAAGAUCUGCCCCACCGCCAGACACCUGGCUGUCUACCUGCUGGACCUCUUCAUGGAUCGAUACAAUGUGACUGCAAAGCAGCUGCACAUCGUAGCCAUUGCUUGUCUUUUGCUAGCAAGCAAAUUCGAAGAGAAGGAGGACCGAGUGCCAAAACUGGAACAGAUGAACAGCCUGGGCCUCAUGUGCAACCACCAACUGGUACUGAGUAAGAAGGAACUUCUACAGACAGAGCUGCUCCUCCUGGAGGCCUUUGGAUGGAACCUUUGCGUGCCGACCCCAGCCCACUAUGUUGAUUACUACCUCUUGUUCUCUCUCAAUGAGAAGGACCUCUGCAACAAUUGGCCUAUCAUCUCCUUAUCAAAAACCAAAGGUUUCUUAGAGAAAUAUGCCCACUACUUUCUGGAAGUCUCAUUACAAGAUCAUAUUUUUCACAGCUUCCCACCAUCUAUGGUAGCUGCAGCUUGCAUUGGGGCCUCUAGGAUUUGCCUGCAGCUCUCUCCCACCUGGACCAGAGACCUGGAGAGAAUAUCACACUAUUCUGUGGAGCAAAUCAGUGCGUGCAUUAAAGUCAUGCUGCUGGCUUUUGAAAAUGACUUCAAGGAUGCUAACAAAGUGAAGAACCAGCCUCUGGCCCUGCAACCCCAGGUGCUGGUGCCAAGCACCCAUCAGGCCCCCACCCAGGUGCUGUUCCAGCAGCCGGCCUUCCACCACCCCCUCCCUCAGCCACCAGCUACCCUGUCCCAUAUCCAGGCCCCCGUUCAAGACUUGUGCUCAGCCUAUCGUGACACGCUGCAGCCCCACCAGUCUGGGAGCUUGCUCUCGGGAAGUACCGGCCCCUCUCUGUACCACCCUUAUUCUGCCCUCCAGCCGUCAGCCGUUCAGGCUGUCACCAUCCCAGGCCCCCUCCCCAGGCAGAUUGGGGCUGAACCGAGACACUGCAUCUCCAUGACCUAUGGCAGUAGCUACUUCAGCGGACAUCAUUCAUUCCCAGCUGGAUGCUUUGACAGAUAAAGAAAAGCAAAGCAAAGCAAAGGAGGAAGAGGGAACCAGUGAGAGGGACAGCAUGGUUGCACAGGCACUUGGCUGCUGUGGGAGGCAUGCUAGGAUGGGAGCAGUAGAGCUUGGUUAUUUUUAGGGCCUCUUCUCCCCAAGGCCUUGUUGAAGCACUGACUUACGGGGACUUUUGCCCUUUUUAAAACUGUGAGAAUGGAAAAAUGCAAUAACAUACCUCACCAAGAACACUUCCCUCUGAAAAUCGGGUUAUAUAGAGAUGGCUUUGCAUCUGUCUUCCAAUGCAGGGACUCCAGGGAAUCAGAAGGACCUGGUUCAUGGCCAGACUACCCGACCCUGGAUAGACUACUAGUCAAAGAAUGUUUCCUGUUUUUAUUAUUAAAAGAGACUUUAUUUCUUAUCAAUGGCAGCUAAACCACUGUAAAAUGACACUGAGAAUUUUUUUGGUUCUUCUGGAAAAUGCCAAGUGUGUUGGUUCAGUUUUUCCUUGGCUUAGAAGUCAAAUGUAUGUUUGUUUUUGGUGGGUUUUUAAAAAUUGUUUAGAUUUGUCACUGUUUUGAUAUUGUUAUUGUUUUAAUAGAGAAACACAUCUGAGUACCUGCCUUCUGGGAUUGGGUGAAUGGGUCCCUUUUUAACCUUUUUUUUUUUUUAACUUCAAAUGUCGCUCUGCCUUGUAGGUAUUUUAAGAUUGCUGCUGCCUCCUAAAGUGACUUAGCUUUUUCGCUCAGUAAGAUGUCUUGUUUACAAAUUAUAUCAGGGAUUUAAUGUUACUUGAAAGUUCCUUAGGAAAAAAAAAAGUUUUGUCUGUGAGUGAUGCACUGCCCAUAAUGCUUCAAGUGUUCUAAGUUGGACUAUCCUGUAUUCUGCUUACUCAAAGCUGAUAGCUAGACUUUCUUUUUGUCGGAAGGAAGAGGAAUAAUUAGCAAAGGUCAUUUUCUCAGCCUUUCAUAGUUCCAGAUGGCCCCUAGACUCAUUUGAAACUGUGUUCACUAGUGGAGUUUCCCCCUAUAACCAGCCCCUAGAUAAGAUCUUUGAAGAGUAGAGGACAGUUUAGAGUCAUUUUGGUUUGUCCUCCUGCCUCUUGUGUGGGAUGAGAACCUGGCCUAGGUUUUUGUUUGUGUGAAGGCAAGAGGCGGAGCCUUUGUAAGAAUGCAGAGGUGCGUUUGUGUGAGGGGACGAGUGCUGUGAGGACAUUUGGCAGACUGGUCAGAUUGCUGGCAGUAUUGGGGAGGGCUGGGGUGCAGCGAGAGGGCUCUCAGGAAGACAAUAUAAACAAUGUGCAAUAAUACGUUUUUUACUCUGACUUGUGUGGCCCAAGCUCAGUGUGUUCUUAGGGUUUGGGGAGGGGGUGGUGAGAGAAAAGUGGAGAAAGGAAAGAAUGGGAUGUUGGAUGUUGUUCCUCCAGCAACAUAUUUAGGUGAAAUCUUGUUUCCAGCUUCUUUAAGAACUCCCCCACCUCCCCCUGCACCUUAAUGGGUCACCAAGUUGGUCUCAAUCUAAUCUGAAGAUCUUACUUUCCUUGCCUGGAAAAGGUGCGGUUUUUAUUAAAAGGUAGGUUGAAGGUGGGCGGAGCAGACGAAAACCUAAAUAGCAAGUAAAACAAAGCCUUAGAGUGAUGCAACAUCAAGCAUUUAGCUUUGGGGAAUAUGGUGUUAGUUCAUUUUUAUAGUUUGUGAGCUUUUGCCUGCUCACUAAGCUAUUUUAUCGGCCACCCUCUCAGGGCACCAGGUGUGGGGUUACGGGCUGAUGGCAGAAGCCACCAGCCCCACCUUUUUUCCAAUUGGUGAAACUCUUCCUCUCCCUCCCCCCUUCCCCUACUGGAGGUCCCUGGAGGAAAGCUCCCCCAAUAAACAGCUAAGCUGAUUUGUCUUGUCCUGUCUCCGUGCGGUCUUUUCUUGGACUUCUUUCCUUACGGGUUUAAGAGGCAAUGCCCUCCCACAGAAUCUGAUCAUAUCACCCUGUGGGGCCUGACCCCAGUCAUCAGUCUAAAACAGAAUUUUGGUAGUAUUUGAAAUAAAGGCCUUUAGGUUAAGGUUUUCAUCCCCUUAUUUUAACUGCUAUCUACCCUAAGAGCUUACCAGGGGCAGUAUGAAGUGAGAGGUUCUAUACUUACUUCAUUCAACACACAAUUCACAGGAUCAUGAAAUUAGAGGCAGAAAGGACCUUGGAAGGCCAAUCUAACUUACAGUUGUGGAACUGAAGCCCAGAAGUUAAGUGAUUUUCCCAGGGUUGCACAGCUAAUAAGGUGUCUGAGGUAAGAUUUAAAGCCAGGUCUUUCUGACUUCCAAGUCCAGUUUUCCGGGCCUCCUUUCCCCUACUGCCAAUCCAUUGAGUGUUGGCUUAGUACAAGGCACUAUAAGGAUGAGGGUCUGACUGUGAGUGCAGUGUGGUCCUAGCCCCAAGAAGCUUAUUGGGAAGUGUAAGGAAUAACAGAAAAAUGUAUAAAAACCACAACAUGCUCUGAGAACUUGGAGAGAGGGGCUGUUAGCUGAAAGGAUGGGAGAAGAAUCCCUGGAGAGAUUGUCAUUUGAGCUGAGACUGUGAAGAUGUGAAUAAGCACACAUCUGUAAUUAGCACAUCGUUGGAAUGAGAACUGGGUGCUAAGAAAAUUUUAAGUGAUAUAAUGAAUUUAUUUUCUCAAAGUAACCCACCCAUCCCCAGCCUUUGUUUAUGAUACUUACCUAGCAGACCCUGUUUUCCUAAAUCUCUUAAAUGGUCUAGCGAUCACAAACCCUGAAUUGACUGGUUCCAAUGAAUGAGGUCCCCUAGUGCUAGCUUUGGAUCAUGCUAGGUGUGCAGUUAGACUCAGUCAUGGAGAAGAGCAGCUUUCCUGCCUUUUUCUUUUUGUGAAUAGCUCAUAGCAGCCAGGACGGUGAUCAUGGCCAACAUGGCCUCCCCAAUGCCUCUGUUCAGUUUGUGGACAGCUGUGCUCAACUCUCAGAUUGAGAGAAAGCCAGGUCUUUCCACUCCCAAGAAUUCACUAAAGCUCCACUCCACUGCCCAUCCUUGGGGGAAGGAUGGAAAGCUCAUGUAAUUGGCUGUUGGGAGGCCGAUUCUCUUCAGACUCAGGCAGAAAGACCUCAGAGGAAACAGACCCUGAGACCAGAGAUGAGAAAGCCAAUUUUUUGCAAAGGGCAUUGAGGGGGGAGUUGGGGGGAGGGGGUUGUUUCACAGAUGGAGCCCUAACUCACAUUAGCAACAUGGCAGUGCCCAGGAAGCUAUUUAUCUGACUGCUGGUAAGUGUAGUCCUAGGAAAUCCAUUUCUAUUCAGUAAAUCAGGAAGGGUAGAGGGGAAGGGGGGAGGCAGGCCAAUUCUUUACUUUUAUGAGCCCAUUUCCAUAAUGCUGUGUCACAUUCAGGGCCUAGCUAAGACUUAUCAACCAGGUAGGCUCUUCAGCCUGCUGGUGCUUAUAAUCACUGUAGCAUAGAACGCUGGGGCUGGACGGGACUGUCUAGGCCUAUUGGAGAUCCAGUACAUUGAUGUGAUUUUUAACAGAUGAUCAAGUAAGCUCCUGGAGGAAAAUCGAGGUCCAAAGUCAUAUAAGGAGUCUCGUGCCUCCUGUGCUCUUUCCCCCCAUCCCCCAUCACGAUGAGCUCAGGUGAACCCAGAAGGCUGGGUCUGCCCUCCUAGGGAAGCAACACCUUCAGCCUAUGCCAAAUGCAAGGAAACAUGCAGACACCCAAACCACUGAGGAAGGUUCAAUGGGCUAGAUGGAGUUGAGUGAUGUCUUAGCCAUUCAUUUUUCUGGUUCUCAGUUUUCACCUCUCAAGUAAGGGGGUUGCACUAGAUGAGUUCUUUCCUGGUCUAAAUCCUACAAUCUCUCUUGCUUUCCCCAUCAAGAAAGCAGCUUCCCAUGAGGCAGCUAGGUGGCACAGUAGAUAAAGCACCAGCCCUGGAUUCAGGAGGACCUGAGUUUAAAUCCGGCCUCAGAGACUUGACACAUACUAGCUGUGUGACCCUGGGCAAGUCACUUAACCCCCAUUGCCCUGCAAAAAAGAAAGAAAGAAAGAGAGAGAGAGAGAGAAAGAAAGAGAAAGAGAAAGAGAAAGAGAGAAAGAAAGCAAGCAGCUUCCCCCUUGUUGUCUCAGGCUUCCUGCCAGGGUCACCUAGGAGUUCAUAUUCUCCCAAACUCCAUAGGGAAUCGACCCUUGGAGCAGGUCAGUCCUCAGUCAGAAUAAAUGCUUGUUGAUUAACUGAUCUUUCUGGGGAGGCUUCUGACAGUCCAGAGGGAACUAGACACCCAAGAAAGGUGUUUGAAGAUGUUACUGAGGAAAAUAGGAUGUAGUCUGAUAAUCCAAUCACUAGUGUUAAUGGGAUUUCCAGAAAGAAUAAUUUAUCCAAUUUAGCAAAAGAAGCUUUCCCACACACACUUAAAAACUCUUUCUGCAGCAUCAAGUGUGUAUGCCACCACCCACUUAAUUAUAGGCACCCGUUAACAAUGUUAGCUUGUUGAAGCUACUGUUUGUACGCAGCAUUUCUUUGGGAACUUUGGAAGCAUCGUGGAAUGGAAUAUUGAACUCAGUUUCAGUCAAAUUGUGCUACUGACACUCAGCUGUGUGAUCCCUUAACCUCAGCCUGUUUCUUCAUCUGCACAGAUGCCCACAGUGCCUAUCCAUUGUAGAUUCAAGUGAGAUAAUAUAUGUAAAGUACUAUGCAAACUACAUUAAAUGCCAGUUUUAUUUGUUUUAAUGCCUUAAUUUAUUUUUUUGUUCAUGUUUCAGGCAGACUUC
Messenger RNA from Dromiciops gliroides (monito del monte), 6202 nucleotides. RefSeq names its product cyclin J like (gene CCNJL). The record is from RefSeq and is a predicted model, not a curated record. Gene Ontology annotation, cellular component: nucleus; cytoplasm; cyclin-dependent protein kinase holoenzyme complex. The transcript has 6 exons. Gene Ontology annotation, biological process: regulation of cyclin-dependent protein serine/threonine kinase activity; mitotic cell cycle phase transition. Gene Ontology annotation, molecular function: cyclin-dependent protein serine/threonine kinase regulator activity. Bases 305 to 1471 code for a protein of 388 amino acids. NCBI's taxonomy places the organism in Eukaryota, Metazoa, Chordata, Mammalia, Microbiotheria, Microbiotheriidae.